AUGCGGCCAAUACUCGCGCGCAACUGGAGCGGGCGAGCCCAUCGAAACUGCCAGACCAUCCGCCUACUGUCUAGUGCUCCUCAGCGCAACAGCAGACUCCGCGCCCGCCUGGAAAUCCCCCCUCCCUUCCCUGUUACAAAGACAUGCCCUGAACCAAGCUGCAAUUGUCCACCCACGCCCACCCUGCCGGAAGGUCUACCGAUCGAUCAUGAACAAGCCUUAACUGGGACGAUGGCUGCCUACGCGCAACAGCUUCUCGUCUGCACAGGACAGCCAGACUGGACCAGUCGCAUUGAGGAUGAUGGCGAAAACACUGGCUGGGGCAACCUUGUGAGAGGACUGAAGAGCCUGUUAGGUCGUGGUGGGCCAUAUCUUGAUGUAAGUGAAUCAUAUAACCCAACAAUGGAUGUACGAACUCUUGCUUAUACGAGAUUUUCAUCGCUCCAGCCUUUCAACAAUGUCUUGGUCACGAGUUCAUCUAUCACCCCAGCUGCAGGCUCCUCCUCCACCUCCGCCUCGGCAUUCCUCUUCCCCAGCUUCAAAUACAUUCCCUCAAUACCUGUGAAAACAACCUCAUCGCCCGAUCAAACAACCGAGCUAACGACCUUUGUACGCGCAUAUCUUCUCCCCGAACGACUCCAUGAUAUGCACUCCUCUCUCCCCGCAACCAAACAAGCAGAUAUGACCCGAUCCCCGGACUUAGUAUCAAACUUCCCGGGAGUAAUAGACAUCAACCACUCUCCGACAGUGUUAAUAUGCGGACAUGGAGGUCGCGACAUGCGUUGUGGUGUCAUGGCCCCGGCAUUGGAAAGCGAGUUUAAGCGCGUGUUGCAAGCACGAGGAUUCACCUCCGCAGAUAGUGAUGGGACCACGGUGGAUGGCCCCAAACACGCUAAUAUUGGUCUGAUCAGUCAUGUUGGAGGACACAAAUACGCAGGCAACGUGAUAGUUUAUAUACCGCCGAAGAUGACAGUGGGAACUUCUUCAGAGCCUCACCCGCUGGCGGGUAAGGGGAUUUGGUAUGGCCGCAUUGAGCCCAAGCAUGUGGAGGGUCUUGUCGAUGAGACUAUUCUCGGCGGGAAAGUGGUUAUGGAUCAUUUCCGGGGUGGCAUUGACAGGAAUGGUGAUAUUUUGAGGAUAUAG
Messenger RNA from Penicillium egyptiacum, 1143 nucleotides. Lineage: Eukaryota; Fungi; Ascomycota; Eurotiomycetes; Eurotiales; Aspergillaceae. The record is from the annotation of a GenBank genome assembly.